CCAUGAGUGUAUAGUUAUUCUUACAAUCAAUCUACCGCUUCUAGAUUGCCGGAUUACCUUUAAGCCUGCUGAUGAUGGGGAUAGAUUAACCUUAUCCCCACUCUCAUCCAUGGGUAAAAGAAUAUUUUGGUGCUCGUGUGGAGACUAACUCUCACAUCCACCGGCGCCGGCAGCGUGAUUGAGGAAAAUCAAUGUUUAAGUACUAGAGACAGGUCCAAGUGGAUCUCUCCUGAAGUCCUCUCCUGAUCCCAGCCGGCCGCCAGCGACCGGAUGGACGCAACGUGACGCUAGCUGUCAUUGAUGGCCUUCUCGUAUUAGCUACUCCUCGCUCGAGGCUCGAGGCCAAAGCAAACACCACAAAGCUCUAAUCCGGCACACUUCUUGCUCAGGCAGCUAGUCAGGCACCGCCCACAACCAACAUGGCUCCGGCUGUGACAAUCACCGACGUCGCCUACGUCGCUGCGCCGGAUGGCGCGCUGCCGCCGGAGCCUGUCAUCAAGCUCAACGCCAUGGAGGCGCAGUGGGUCGUGAUUCCCCUGCUACAGCACCUCCUGCUCUUCGACGGCGACCAUCUGCCGCCAUUCGACGCCAUCCUCCAGUCCCUCCGCUCCUCCCUCGCGGCGACCCUGGCCACCCACGCCCCGCUAGCCGGCAAGCUCCACUACCUCGCGGACACCGGCGACGUCGCCAUCUGCCGCUCCACCGGCGGCGGCGACGACGACGACGACGACCGCGGGGUCAGGUUCGUCGCCGCGGAGUGCGACGCCGACGCCCGCCGCCUCGCGGGCGACGAGGACCACGACGUGCACACGUUCGAGCGCCUCGUUCCGGAGCUCGACAUGAGCCUGCUGCCGGCGCCGGUGCUCGCCGUCCAGGCAACGCGUCUCGCAGGAGGCGGGGUGGCCCUUGGGGUCAGCGUGCACCACGGCGUCGCCGACGGGCAAUCGCUGUGGAGGUUCAUCGAGGCGUGGGCCGCGGCGUGCCGCGGCGACGCGCCGCCCGCGCCGCCGGUUUUCGACCGCUCCCGUGUCAGCCUACCUGGCGGCGAGGAAUUGGCCCGGAGCAUCCUACGGAAGUACGUGCCAGAUUUGCCAAUGGCUAGACUGCCGGCAGGCAUGCAAGAAGACCGCCUGCAGUUCACCCGCCGGACGUUCACCCUGGACACUAACGACACGAAGCGGCUGAAGCAGCGCAUCGUCAGCCUCGGCGAAGCGCACGGCGCGCCGCUGCGCCGCUCCCCGUCCAGCUUCGUCGCCGUCGUCGCGCUGGCCUGGACGUGCUUCGUCCGCGGCAGGGGUUUGGCCGCGGACGACGAGGACGUGUUCCUGUUCUUCUUCGCCGACGCCCGCGACCGGCUUGACCCUCCGGCCGGGGCGGACUACUUCGGUGCCUGCCUGACCGGAUGCCUGGUGAGGCUGCCCGCGCGGGAGCUCCACGGCGAGGGGGCGCUGGCGACCGCGGCGUCGGCGGUGCAGGGAGCGAUCGAGAAGAUGGUGGAGGACCCACUCGGUUGCCGUCCCGGGUGGGAGUUCUUUAGGUUCGCCGGCGAGCCAGGGCUUCGGCUUGAACGGUUCAUGAACGUGUCGGGUUCGCCGGGCUUCAGGGCGUACGAGGUCGCCGACUUCGGGUGGGGGAGACCCAGGCGGACGGAGAACAUCAGGAUGAACCACGACGGGCAGCUGGCACUGAUGCGCGCCAGGGACGGCGACGGGGUGCAGGCGUCGGUGUCCAUGCUCCAGCAGAAGCACGUGGACGCUUUCAAAUCUGAGUUCCUCAAGCUGCUCGGUUGAUUUGUUGGUCUUGUAAUUAUACUUUGCAAUAGCUUUUCAAGAGCUAUGACGUCAAUCUUUGCGACAACCAUUGGAAUAUCAAACCUCUUUGGCUGGCAGGUCUUCUCGCAAA
Messenger RNA from Sorghum bicolor (sorghum), 1902 nucleotides. RefSeq names its product malonyl-CoA:anthocyanidin 5-O-glucoside-6''-O-malonyltransferase. Lineage: Eukaryota; Viridiplantae; Streptophyta; Magnoliopsida; Poales; Poaceae. The record is from RefSeq and is a predicted model, not a curated record. The transcript has 2 exons. The coding region runs from base 420 to 1790 and encodes 456 amino acids.